Vicugna pacos (alpaca) is the source of this 7539-nucleotide messenger RNA. RefSeq names its product sorting nexin family member 30 (gene SNX30). The record is from RefSeq and is a predicted model, not a curated record. Gene Ontology annotation, molecular function: phosphatidylinositol binding. Gene Ontology annotation, cellular component: phagophore assembly site; early endosome. NCBI's taxonomy places the organism in Eukaryota, Metazoa, Chordata, Mammalia, Artiodactyla, Camelidae. Gene Ontology annotation, biological process: piecemeal microautophagy of the nucleus; autophagy of mitochondrion; reticulophagy.
UGGGCCUCCGACCGAGCCGCGGCCGAGCGACGCCUCGGCCCGGGCGCUGGGGGACCCCGCGGCGGCGAGCAGCAGGAGGAAGCGGCGGCGGCGGGUCCCGAGCGGUGCGCGCCAUGUCGGGCGGGCCCCCCAAGGCCCUGCCGUCCACGGGGCCCCACUCCCUGCGCGACAUGCCGCACCCGCUGGCCGGCUCCAGCAGCGAGGAGGCCGUGGGCGGCGACAGCACGCCCAGCCCGGACCUGCUGAUGGCCCGCAGCUUCGGCGACAAGGAUCUCAUUUUGCCCAACGGCGGGACUCCAGCAGGCACCUCGAGUCCAGCUUCUUCGUCUUCCCUUCUCAACAGACUCCAGCUUGACGAUGACAUUGAUGGUGAGACCAGAGACCUCUUUGUCACAGUUGAUGAUCCCAAGAAGCACGUGUGUACGAUGGAGACCUACAUCACGUACAGGAUCACCACCAAAAGCACUCGGGUGGAGUUUGACCUGCCAGAAUAUUCUGUUCGUCGAAGAUACCAGGAUUUCGACUGGUUGAGGAACAAACUGGAAGAAUCCCAGCCCACUCAUCUCAUUCCCCCACUUCCUGAGAAGUUUGUAGUGAAAGGUGUUGUGGAUCGUUUUUCAGAGGAGUUUGUGGAGACCAGAAGAAAGGCUCUGGAUAAAUUCCUGAAAAGAAUUACGGAUCAUCCUGUGCUCUCCUUCAACGAACACUUUCACGUUUUCCUCACUGCUAAGGACCUGAACGCCUAUAAGAAGCAAGGGAUGGCCCUGCUGACUCGAGUGGGCGAGUCAGUCAAGCACGUCACUGGCGGCUACAAGCUGAGGAGUCGGCCCCUCGAGUUCGCAGCCGUAGGCGAGUACUUAGACACGUUUGCACUCAAGCUGGGGACGAUUGAUCGAAUAGCCCAGCGGAUCAUCAAGGAAGAAAUAGAGUACCUCGUGGAGCUGAGAGAAUAUGGGCCGGUGUACUCCACGUGGAGCGCGUUGGAGGGGGAGCUGGCCGAACCCCUGGAGGGCGUGUCAGCUUGCAUCGGCAACUGCUCUGCGGCCUUGGAAGAGCUGACGGAUGACAUGACAGAAGACUUUCUACCUGUGCUCAGGGAAUAUAUUUUAUACUCUGACUCCAUGAAGAGCGUGCUGAAGAAGCGGGACCAAGUGCAAGCAGAGUACGAAGCCAAACUGGAAGCCGUGGCCGUGAGGAAGGAAGAACGGCCCAAGGUACCAGCAGAUGUUGAGAAGUGUCAGGAUCGGAUGGAGUGUUUCAACGCUGACCUGAAAGCCGACAUGGAGAGGUGGCAGAACAACAAGAGGCAGGACUUCCGGCAGCUGCUCAUGGGAAUGGCCGACAAGAACAUCCACUAUUACGAGAAGUGCCUCAUGGCGUGGGAGUCGAUUAUCCCGCUGCUGCAGGAGAAGCAAGAGGCCAAGUAAGUUCCUUCCUGGGACAGAGACUCUUCCACCUGCGCGGGGCCUGGCACCCACCCCGGGAUGUCCCUGCGGUGCCAGGGAGGCGGCACCGAGAGGACCACCGCAGAACCAUCUCUCCUCCGUGUACUUCUGUCCCUUCCCCUCGCCUCCGUCCGACCGUUGUUUUCAGUUCGUAUUUAUUCCUUGGUGGCGUCUGUCAGGCGUACUCAUCUCUCAGCGGAAGAAGCAUACCUCCACGUUGUGACGGGGCCUGUUCAGGGGGACCCCGCGAAGAUUUGAAACUGCGGGACCAGACAGCCCUCGGCCGACAGUCUGACAUCUCGUUACAGUGCCCUGUUUGGGGAAGAGAACCUGGGUCCUGCUUUGCAAGGGCGCAAGGAAGGCAUGAAUGGAAGGCAGCCCUGGCUUUCUACGGAUACACAGUCGACCCAGAAUUGACCUCCGUGGGCCUGGCUUGUCAUCCUACAGGGAGGUGUCGGCACCUCAGCGGCAAGUCCUUAAUGAACAGUGGCCUGUAGCCGUGACCUGGCCUGCUGCCUGCCCGUGAUGAGUGACACCUGGGUUAUGGCUUCCGGUUCAUGCAGGACCACUGAGAUCAGUGUCUCGAUGCAUCCGCACCAGAGCGAGCAAGCCCGCAUCCCUGUCCUCGUCCGAUGCCUUGGGAGACUGAGGGGGCAGUGCUCCCCGAACUUGUUUGACACUAAAAUGCAGAUUGAAAACUGUUUUGUGUAAAAUGAAGAAAAGGUGCAUUUUUCUCUGUGACGUUCUUCAGUGUUCUUCUUUUGCUCGUUACAUGUCAUCAGGGUAGAGAUUAGGCCCGUUAGGGAAUAUCCGUCGUCUUGAAGUUGGAGCCGCUCCCCGGUGGUUGAGCCCAGCGGGCAUGUCCCGAGCCCCGCCUCCCAUGUCUGCUUUGUGCAAUUUGCCUUUACCUCAACCGAAAAUUCCUAGUUUAAUGUUUCCUGCUGUGUCCCCUGAGUGUUCGGGCAAACUUUCAGCGAGAGGCUGGCGGGUUGUUACGAUACAGUCAGGAUUUGAUACACUCAGUGUGGGUGCUCUGCAUGAAGUGCUUUAACCUUAGUAUUUCCUGGUCAGGAAGAAAAGUCUGUAUCCGGAUGGGCCGCAAAGAUGACGUGUAUGACAGUGAACUCUUUGCUUCUAGUUGAGCUCAGACCUCCUCAAUUUGCAGCUCAGUUCCUGGGGACUGCUGGCUGCAUCGAGAGUCUUCAUUUCAAACUAUCACCAGGUUUACUUUUCAAGUGUGUCAGCACAAAACAGACAAAAAGGAUCUCUCUUCCAACUCGUUUUUUUUCCCCUCUUGAAGUGAAGCUACCUGCGUCAUGUUUGUGUUCUUUCAUCUGUGGCUCAUCUGUGUCAAAUUAUAAAUCUGAGCCUCAAGCAGCAGGAGUAGUGGUAUUAUUUUAAUGAAACCCUGUGCUGAGACACCGCUGCAUGUGCGAGUUAACCUGCACUUACUGGUCACCGUGCAGCCUGCUGAAAUCACUUCAUUCCGCAUCUAGCUGCAGAGUUGGUCCCGGGCCAGCCACAGCCGUGAUGCUGGCGGGGCAGCAGUUGGACAACACAGAACAGUUUGGUUCUGUUCUUAUCAUGUUUAAAAAAGUCGUGGUUUUAAAUGAUAAUUUUCAUAUCAAUUGGUACGUACGUGCGCUGUCAGACCCCAUUCAUGCCAUUCUAAAAUCCUUUGAUGUGAAGUUUUUGUUUGGUACAAUUAGAAAUGAGUCAUUGAAGCAGAAGGGUCAGAACAGUCCAUCGACCCCGAGCGGUGAUUCAGUGUUUCAUUCUACCUCUAAGCCAUCAUGUUGGCGUGGGUGUGGAUGGCCAGGUCCAACCUGACGUGUGGUAGAAUCAGGGCAUGUACCUAACAGUAAGUGAAGGACCUUCUGUUGAUAUUUGGCAGAAGACAGCAAACUGACCCAGAGCCAAAUGCUCAUCUGUGGGAGUGUGAGGUCUUGCCUGGUGGAAUGUGUGCUUGAAAAAUACUGUCCAGUGUAACGGAUGCUUGGAAAGACCUGUGGAAGAAGUUACAGGAAGACUGGGCUCUAGUCUGUUGCAGUUGCCAAAGCGCAGGGACAUGCCUGUGGAAGGGUUAGUUGCACAAGAAGGCAGCCCCUCAAAAGGAAAAAAACCAAAACCCAUCAGGUUCCUCAUUGGGACAUUUGGGGAAGAGAGCAGGGUACACAGUCAUUCCCUUACAUUAUCGGAGGCAGAAGACUGGUUCUGAAGGGAUUCUGGCAUCUUGGGCUUUUCUCUUUAUUUGUUUGGUCCCCACGUGAUGUCCCUGUGCUUUAAGACCCCAGAGAGAGCUGGAAUAAGGCAGGCCGACCUCCAGCAUGCCACUGAUAGCAGAGCUUGGGAAACCAGGGUGUGUUGCAGCCUUUCUUAGAGAAAUGGUCUUUCCAGGAAAGGGAUCCUUGUCCCUUACUUCGGCCGGGCAUCUGAUGAGGUGAGGAGGCUGGCCCAGAAGGCAAGGGGUAGGAGGCAGUGGAGGAGGCCCUCCUGCCCUUCCUACUCCCACAGCUCCCUCGGGCCCCAAGCAUUCCCCUCCUCAGCUCCAUCAGCAUGAAGGCUGUUCCUUUUGAGAAGUGUAACCUGGAGACUUCUGUGCCAAAGACAGCCUCGUGGAGGCUUCAUCGCCCCAUCCUCCUUGGCUCCACCAAGUUGUGGUGCUGAGAUCACCAAGUCCCCUCUUGUAUUAAUUUUCCAGGAGAUUUUGGCUUGAGGAUGUGCUGCCUUGCACGUGGACAGGUUUUCAGGCUUGAACACAUGGCAGUGGAGUGGAAAGUCAUCCCUGUCAACUGUCCCUAGGGCCAGGGAAGCAAAAGUAUCCACUCACCUGGGUUAAAAAUCCAGCCUAAGGUGGAAGAGAGAAUUCCUAGAAACAGAGCAGAUUUGAGAGAGUCAGGUGAUUGUCAAAGAGAGCAGUCGUGAUUUGUAGCAGAUACGGACACUGUUUGUCCUUAUCAUAUGCUGGAUCUACAGGGAAGACUCCAGGCCACUGUGCUCAAAGCAAGGAACUGCUGCUCCUGCUGGAGGAGAGAACGGAUUACACAGCCGGGUUGGGAUUGGGUUUUAUCCUUUAGUAAGAUUUGAUGAUUCCUGGUGACCUCAGACAAGUGCGAUUAUGGAUGUGAUUGGCUCAUAUUUCACCGUGCUGCUCACGGAACCCACCACAACCCUUUCUUUAGCUGAAAUAACAAAAGCCAGCACAACUCUGGGAAUCGUGGGGAAUGUGUGCUAAGUUUGUCUUCACGCCAAAUUUCAGCCACACCCGGAGUGUGUUCUACAGUGUUGUUGAAUGUGUUUUCUCAGUGGCCGUCCACACGAGGGAAUCCAACGCAUACCUGCUGCUCGCUUCUUGUGAGGCUACCUUUGGUGAUGGGGCGACAGGAAGUUCUGUUGAGAGAAGGGCACGAUGCUAUGUGGUGGUCUGCAUGUGGACCUUCGCUCUUGGGACGGUAUCAGCCCAAGAAACACCCAGAGUUUGUGUGACGUGGCCCUGCCAUCAAUAGCAUUGACAUCAUGGGCACCUGGCUCUGUCUGGAUGCCAUUCACUGGACUGCACAAUGGUCAUUCUCUGCACUCUGUCCUGAGCUGGCAAGAGAGGAGGGAGAGGGGAGUCCAGAGCAGCCUCUCUUCUGGGUGGAAAAUGCUGUUUUGGGCAGCCAGAGUAGAGCCCAGUUCUGACUCAUCCUAAGACCCCAACAGGUGAGGCCAACACAGGUCUACCUGUGGUCAGGGCAGGGCACGUGGAUCUUGGACUCUGCCUUCCCAGAUGCCAACAUUCAAGGUCUGUGGAAACUGGGUAAUCUCAUCAUAAGGCUGGAGGCACACUGCCUUGGCCAUCACUAUCUACAGAAUUCUGUUGGACGUUUGGGUCCCCCUUCUCACUUUCAAAAGGCCUCCAGGUGGCGCCAGCUUGGACACUCACUUCCUGUGUUUUCUCUGUUCAGAAGGCAAGUAAACUUGAGGGAGAUGUCAGCCCUCGGGGCAGACCUACAGCUUGGGCUGGAGUUGGAGUUGUUCACCUCUCCCUCGUGGUUUUCUUUAAUUCAGUGAAUAAACCAGAAAGCUGAUUUUUCACCAACCCACCCAACAGGUGGUUAGCUUUCUGUGUUAAGGGUAUCUAAUCUCCUCAUAGUUGCACCGAUCGGUGUGUGUGCAGGGCUGUCUGCAUGGGGAAAGGGUGGGGGUGUCAGGUGGGCCGCGACUGUUCUUUCUUAAUCAUACGUGUUUGAAAUACUCUCUGGGUAUGAGUGUCUAACCCUUUCUGUGUGGCAAAAAAAAAAAAAAUUAUCCAGGUAGUUUUUACUACUAUAGAUAGCCUGUAAAUAAGUGCUUUGAAAAAAUAACUUUAACAAACCGAUAAGCUAUUUGUCUCAUUUAUAAUCAUUCUGUGUACCUAGCACUUGAAACUCAACAAAUCUGGACUUUUAGAAAUGCCACAGACUGUUAAAAAAAAAAAACCUAACUCCUUUUUGAGAACUUGUCAACACCUACUAAUAUGCCUUAUUCUUCGACUAGUGUUUUUUAGAUUCUGGAUAGAAAGAGUUUUUAGAAAUGUAAUCAGUUGUUCAGCUUAAAUACUUGAGGGCCUAACAUAGCCAGUCUUCAUUGUUCUUAAAGAAACAAGCAAGAAAGUGAGGUUCAUAAUUAGGGCCGCCUUUUGGGAGGAGAAAGCUAAGUCUUGCUAUUGCCAAAUGAUAUUUUUGAUAAUGUAAGGAAACACAGGGACCACAAAACCUUUUUAUUGUUUGUUUGUUUUUGUUUUAAAGUAUGAAAGAUUCGUGUCUCUGGCACAUUUUUGAUUGUAGAGGCUAUUAUGGUAUCAGUAUUGACAAAUCACAAAGGUACAAAGAACUGUAGAUCAUGACAAUAUUAAAAGUUUACCCCGAUUCUGGAGAACAGCUUUUUGAAAGGUACUGUGGGGGCCUCAGAGCAGCGUAUUUUGGAUAGAAAUUCUCCACAGGUUGAAAUGCCAAAAACAUAAAACAUAUGGUAUUGACCCACCUAAUUUAGUCCAUUUUAAUAGAGCUUUUCCUAUUAAGACCAGUGGCUGGGUGUUACGCACGCAUCUCCCCCAGCAGUGCCGCUCUCUCACCAGGUGAUUCUGGGCUCCCUGGAGGCCAGGUCUGUGAGCAAGUGACACCUGCUGGCACCCCUGUUUGACAGGCUGGCUCAGAGUCUCAUACCAUCCCUCCAGUCACAAAUGAUACUGGAGGAGGAAAAGGAGAUCACUUUCUCCCUAGUGGGGAAAUGGGGAGGGGAAAAUACAUUGCAAACAACAAUGUGAAUCAGUGGCAUAAAACGAGGCCUGUGUCAGCUGGGCCUUCAUCCAAUACCAAACCAGCAGCUCUUAGCAGUCAGCACCGUUCGCCCGGACACUCCUGAGGUUUUGGUCCUGUCCAGUAGCACCUGCACUUGUGUGCCUGCUCCCUCGAUGUCCGUGCGUGGGGAGUGCGUUGAGACAUGAUGUACAUCUGAUGUAUUCCCGUGAAAUAAACUGCCAGCAAACUUUCUAACUUGUAUUUUAACUGUUGAAAACAAAAAAACAAACCUUUUGUUUAGGUCAUGUCCAGCUUAUGGACUGUGUUAUUUUUAGAAAUCAUUCUUUGACAUUUAAAAUUUUAAAAGGAAAAAAAAACCCGAGAGAGUGAUAAAGUCCUCUGUGUAAAUGUGUUCUCUUCUCUCCAUGCUGCCAUUAAGCCAAAUCAAAAGCUGUGAAGAAAAAAAAAAGUGCUUGAGAAUGUGCGUAGAUGAGAAAGUGAUUUCUUUACAGAUCAACAUCUUUGUUCCAUGAAGCUACCAAACUUUAAAAAGAAUGUCUUUUUUUUUCUUUGUUAAUGGAACCCAGAGAUUAUAAAAAGAAAAUAAGUUUUUGUUGCAUUUUUGAUGCUGGCAUGAGGUUUUUGUCCACUUUCUUUCAUAUAUCUGUGUAUAAAAAAUUCUGUCCAUUGUUUACUAUGGGAUUAGUAUUACAUUUUGAGGUAAACAAAAGAAUUUGUAUUGCUUGAUAAACUAUUAGCUUGUAACUUUAAAAAGGUUUCUUUACCUCAGUUAAAGUAAUGGACCAAUAAACCUAUAAAAGAUGCUUUCUUUA